This is a messenger RNA of Haplochromis burtoni (Burton's mouthbrooder), 2168 nucleotides long. RefSeq names its product tubulin alpha-1C chain. Gene Ontology annotation, molecular function: structural constituent of cytoskeleton; GTP binding. Lineage: Eukaryota; Metazoa; Chordata; Actinopteri; Cichliformes; Cichlidae. The record is from RefSeq and is a predicted model, not a curated record. The transcript has 3 exons. Gene Ontology annotation, biological process: mitotic cell cycle; microtubule cytoskeleton organization. Bases 130 to 1374 code for a protein of 414 amino acids. Gene Ontology annotation, cellular component: cytoplasm; microtubule.
AAUGGCUUUUCCAUCUCACUUCCACAGCGUGAGUGUAUCUCAGUGCACGUUGGUCAGGCUGGUGUCCAGAUCGGCAAUGCCUGCUGGGAGCUUUACUGCCUGGAACAUGGGAUCCAGCCGGACGGACAGAUGCCCAGUGACAAGACCAUUGGAGGAGGAGACGAUUCCUUCAACACCUUCUUCAGCGAGACUGGAGCUGGAAAGCACGUCCCCAGAGCUGUUUUUGUGGACCUGGAGCCCACUGUCAUCGAUGAGGUGCGCAGUGGUACCUACCGCCAGCUGUUCCACCCUGAGCAGCUGAUCACAGGCAAGGAGGAUGCUGCCAAUAACUACGCCCGUGGACAUUACACCAUCGGCAAAGAGAUCAUUGACCUGGUUCUGGACAGGAUCCGCAAACUGGCUGAUCAGUGCACUGGUCUUCAGGGCUUCCUGGUGUUCCACAGCUUCGGCGGUGGCACCGGCUCUGGUUUCACCUCCCUGCUGAUGGAGCGUCUGUCUGUCGACUACGGCAAGAAGUCCAAGCUGGAGUUCUCCAUCUACCCAGCUCCCCAGGUGUCCACCGCUGUGGUGGAGCCCUACAACUCCAUCCUGACCACCCACACCACCCUAGAGCACUCUGACUGUGCCUUCAUGGUAGAUAACGAGGCCAUCUACGAUAUCUGCCGUAGGAACCUCGAUAUCGAGCGUCCUACUUACACCAACCUGAACAGGCUGAUCAGUCAGAUUGUGUCCUCCAUCACUGCUUCCCUCCGCUUUGAUGGUGCCCUCAAUGUUGAUCUGACAGAGUUCCAGACCAACUUGGUGCCAUACCCCCGUAUCCACUUCCCCCUGGCCACCUAUGCUCCAGUCAUCUCUGCAGAGAAGGCUUACCACGAGCAGCUCUCAGUGGCUGAGAUCACAAACGCUUGCUUUGAGCCAGCCAAUCAGAUGGUGAAAUGUGACCCUCGUCACGGCAAGUACAUGGCCUGCUGCCUGCUGUUCCGUGGUGAUGUGGUGCCCAAAGAUGUCAAUGCUGCCAUUGCCGCCAUCAAAACCAAGCGCACCAUCCAGUUUGUGGACUGGUGCCCCACUGGUUUCAAGGUUGGCAUCAACUACCAGCCCCCCACUGUGGUUCCUGGUGGAGAUCUGGCCAAGGUCCAGAGGGCUGUGUGCAUGCUGAGCAACACCACUGCUAUUGCAGAGGCCUGGGCUCGCCUCGACCACAAGUUCGAUCUGAUGUACGCUAAGCGUGCCUUUGUUCACUGGUACGUGGGUGAGGGUAUGGAGGAGGGAGAGUUCUCCGAGGCCAGAGAGGACAUGGCAGCUCUGGAGAAGGAUUAUGAGGAGGUGGGCGCUGACAGCGUGGUAGACGACGAUGAGGGAGAAGAGUAUUAAGUGCUAGCAUAUUCCUUCUCUUAAUCUCUACCAUCUAGUUUCAUAAAGUUUAAUUGAACGCACCAUUUGUGCUAAUGAAUUACAGGAUAGUAGAAUUUCUUUAUAAUUUUCAGAUUAUUCAGUUUUAGCAAAAAACAAAAUUAUGUCUUGGCUGGAAUCAAAUACUUUUAUCCACUGUGUACUUUUAACAUGACCUAAUCUAUCUUUACGGAUGUUGCCAGCAUGGGGACUCAUACUCCUUUCUAGUCACUUGAGGGCAGUGAUGCUCCACACAUGCUGACUCAACACCAUGUUGAAGUGCUUGACAUUUCAAACUAUUGCAGGUACUUUACCUGACCUGAGGCAUUAGAAUGUUGAUAUCACAAUUAAUAGUGUGACAAUUCUCCUUUGAUCAUGGCUCAAUUCACACCUCAGUUUUGGCUCAGAUCUUGAGCUGGAUUAUUCAAUCUACAUUCUGUUCAUGGUCUGGCAUUAAAUUAUUUUUUAAAUUUACCAAAACAGGUGUAUUUAUAGUUUUAUAACAGAACAUUGGGAAGAAUACAGAAGUCUUUGGUACGAAAGGUGAGGACAUCAGCAACCAGACAAAGAGAACCCACCAGAGAGGAGGAGAGGCUGUGUGUAUGUGAGGGCACUUGCAUUACAUAUAGCGUUAUCUUAGUGGAAACCUAUUCUGUUUGAUUCAUUUUCCAUUUAAUAUCACAGAAUAAAAGACUUGGUUUGAGUUUUAUUUUUCACUUUCCAGUCCAGUGCUCUGUAAUAAGGAACUAUAUGUGAAAGGAAUAACAAAAAACAAA